Messenger RNA from Ruditapes philippinarum (Manila clam), 585 nucleotides. Its product is annotated as transient receptor potential cation channel subfamily A member 1 homolog. The coding region runs from base 16 to 585 and encodes 189 amino acids. NCBI's taxonomy places the organism in Eukaryota, Metazoa, Mollusca, Bivalvia, Venerida, Veneridae. The record is from RefSeq and is a predicted model, not a curated record. The transcript is spliced from 3 exons.
UAAAAGCAUCAACAAAUGACUUUUCUCUUUUUCAUUCCACAGAUUUAUCAUAUUGUGGUGACAUUUGGGUUGGAGUAUUUUAAACAGUUCAAAAACUUUAUAAAGUGGACAGCUUAUACAACCGCAUUGCCUUUCCUGAUCGACUUAUCGGAGUGCGAGAAUACCCCCUUUAGAGAGACAUGGCAGUGGAUUCUAGGCACAGUGGCUAUUUUCAUGGCAUGGGUCGACCUGUUAUCUUAUGUAGAGAAAUUUGACUUGCUUGGGAUUUAUGUUUCUAUGCUGAAAAGAAUCACAAAAACGUUUAUACGUAAAAUAUUUCCAAUCGUUCUUAUUUUUCUGAUAGCUUUUACUUUAGCGUUCCUGUGUGCCCGCAAAAAGCAGGAUGAAUUUAAAGAUUUCUGGGUAGCGUUGCUGUCAACAUCGGCAAUGAUGGCUGAUGGUUUCGGAUAUGAGGACCACAGUGAUUUUCACAUUGUUGAUACACACAAAUAUGUAGUUGUUAUCAGCCAUUUGAUUUCCAGCAUCUUUUUGAUUAUGAUAGCUAUCAUAUUAAUGAAUUUAAUGGUAAAUAUUGGAUUUGUUUAG